Molecule: messenger RNA, 629 nt
Organism: Cuscuta epithymum
Lineage: Eukaryota; Viridiplantae; Streptophyta; Magnoliopsida; Solanales; Convolvulaceae
Source: the annotation of a GenBank genome assembly
UGAAGACUGUACUUCGUGCACCUUAGAUGGGAAUAUUUGAUAGGUUCUACCAUGGUUGGCUGGGUUUGAUCAUGUUUGACCAUGUUUUAACAUUCUGAUGGCUACAUGUUCGACACAGUUGAUAUACGUUGUUUAUGAUGGGCAAUGGAAAAAACAUGAGAAUGGAGACUACACGUUUGAAGGAGAUAAAAAAUUGUUGCUUUUGGUUGGGAUGCAUCCAAUACGGACUUUGAUUCAUUUUUGGAAUGUUUGUGUGAGGAAACUGGUUAUAAAAAAGGUACUCAUUCGUUGAAAGUCUCAUUACAAAUGUCACGGUUUGACCUAUGUGAUCCUAUGUAUGUCGCAUAUGCCGAAACCAUUUAUCCUGUCACAAGAGAAGAAGAAUGUGAAGCCAAUGAUGAAGUCCAAUUGGAAAUUCAUCCACCUAUAAUUUCUAGGAAGAGAGGAAGGCCUACGAUGAAAAGAUUUCCAUCCGUGGGUGAGCAUAGGAAGAAAUGGCAAUUGACGUGUUCGGGGUGCAAAAAGAAAGGACAUACCUUAAGAACUUGUAAACAUCAGUUGCCUACUGUGAAAAUAGUAAAUGACUCUACUCUGGAAACACUGGAUGAGUUGUAAUUUAGUUUGUACUA